Molecule: messenger RNA, 760 nt
Organism: Bursaphelenchus okinawaensis
Lineage: Eukaryota; Metazoa; Nematoda; Chromadorea; Rhabditida; Aphelenchoididae
Source: the annotation of a GenBank genome assembly
AUGAUAAUGUAUGACGCCAUUCGUAAUGCAACAGAACCAAUUGACGUCUUGGUGGUCAGGUUUAGGUAAUAAUUAAUGUUCUUUAUAUCUGUCUUUCUCCUUCUUCCUUCACCCUCUCUUUUCACUUAUCUUCUUUUUUUCCCCCUAUCUUAUCCCUUACCCUAUAUUUUUCUCUUUAUACCCUUCCUAUGGCACCAACUCCACUCCACUUGUUUUGCAAAACUAAAAGACAAAAUCUUACAGUUACGCAUACGUGUUAGAGCAAAUACCACCAAAUUACGACAAAGCGUUGCAAAACUUGCAAACAUUCGUUGGUAACGUGCAAGAGAUCGCUAAUCCAAAACAUCUAGUCAUAUCGUACAAUGAGUAUCAAAAAGCAGAUCUCUUUGAGAAAGUCGUCCGCGAUGUGCUAAAGAACAGCACAGAAUCAUUCGAAUAUGACUUUCGAGUAGGUUUUUUUUAUUUUUGCUGAUUUUUUUAUAUAACACAACGCGCUUCUGGAAAAAUUUUAUGUGUAUUAUUUUAGCCAUUGAACUCUGACAGUAUAUUUAUGAAUCAGGUUGUCAGUAAAAUAAAAUGUAAAAACUGCAUUAAAGUGAACUUUGCGGAACCACUGUGUAACUAUAUUACGAACAAAUGCAUGUAUGCGCUACCAAAUGGACUCGCAAUCUACCGUGACUUUAUUCACACGACUGCUUUUGGUUCACUGUAUCUAGCUGACGUGUUGGAAAAUCAAUUGAAAAUCAACAAUAUUAUUUAA